Orcinus orca (killer whale) is the source of this 7186-nucleotide messenger RNA. It is a transcript of the gene MYOCOS, whose product is annotated as myocilin opposite strand. Lineage: Eukaryota; Metazoa; Chordata; Mammalia; Artiodactyla; Delphinidae. The record is from RefSeq and is a predicted model, not a curated record. Bases 6693 to 6947 code for a protein of 84 amino acids. The transcript is spliced from 4 exons.
GUAGUAGAAUUAUAUGUAAAUUUUGGUCUUACUGGUUUCUGAGCAAAAAAAGCGAAGUCAACAAUUUGUUCAUCUGAGAUGAAAAGGGAGCCCCUAAAUGAGUUAAUAUUCAGUGGAGAAUUAGAGUGCGGAAAUUUCAUUAAUCAGGCCUGAGGUUCCAGAUGAAUAAGUCUUAGGUUCAGGUUCAAGGAUGAUGUAGAGGGACAGAAAAAGGAUGGACAGAUGUAUCUUGGCCCGCUGGAGUUAGAUUUGGAAGUGUUCAAUUUCAGUUAAUUUCACACUGUUAGGUGUGGAAUGAUACGUGGUUUACUGACUUAGGGUUGUGGUUUUCAAAUUGGAAGUACACAUACUGUUCAACUGAAGCAGUUUUACUUUAAAAUUUUGGCCAAGGGAUUCAUCUGCUACAAAACACAAGCAUUAACAUGAAUAAGGUUAAUUGAUUCCAGAGAGGAGCUGCCCUCUCAAACUCUUCAAUAUGAGAAGCCAAAAAGACGAUUGUAACAAGAGUAAAGCCACACUUCCCACAGAAGCUGGUAGUGAUACCCAUUGGGGGGAUUGAUUGGGUCUUGAAUUUCUAUAACCUGGGAAUAGAAAUGGAUGUUAUAAAGUUCCCUCUUAAACAGCUCAGUUACCAGAAUUUUAUAUCCAGCUUAAAGCCUCAUGGGGGAAAAACAAUUCUCAUAGAUAUUACCACCCUUUUUUCCUCGGCAGCCCAGAAUCAGGGCAUAGUUCAGGUGCUUGAGUUUUGUUUUAACCCUCCUGGCCAAGUAGGCCUCCCACAUAAAGCAAUCCUAUUCCUAACCAUAGGGACAGGCACACGGGCACUCCUGUUUAUUCCAGAAACAUUUGUGCAGCACCUAACACAUGGGAAGCAUCAUCCUUGCUAGGUCCUAAGUGUUUAAAGCCAAAGGCAUGAUUCCACCCUCCAAGAAGCUCACAGUUUAAGAGACAGUGUGACCAAACAGUAGUGGUACUUCCCUGGUGGUUUAGGUUACUGAAGGGACAGGACCUAGCCACCAGUGCCAGACCAUGCUCAUACUCCUUCUAAAGUUCCCAUCCACAUCCAUAGUACAAAGGCUUCUCCCAAGUACAUUCUGACCAGAGAACACAGGGAAAAGUGGUAACACAAAGAGUAACACUCUCCGGCCACACGUGUCCAAAACUAGCUUCUUCCUUAGUCCUCCUGCUAUGUCUGCAUAAAAGUAGGAAACAGAAAAUGCCAAUGUGCCAGGGACUGUCCUAAUAACCAUGUAUCAACUGAUGCCUCCCAAUACCCUUAAAAGGUAUUUUUAUUCUCAUUUAUACUUGAGGAGAAUGAGGCAUAGAUAACUUGCCCAAGGAUAUUCAGUAAGUGUAGGAGCCAGGAUUUGGUCCAGGAAGUCUCUGAUUCUCAAAGCACAAGCUCUUAACUACUGAGCUGAACUGCUGUGAAAGCACUGGACUUGAAGUUACUAAGAAAAUCACAACUCUUAUGUCUGUUUCUCCAGCUCUAAAACAGAAAUGAUUCAGUCUUCCUCACAGGUUUUGAUUAAAUGAAAUAAAAUAUAUAUACAUACACACACAUAUAUCCACACACACUAUGCCUGGUGUUUGGCAGGUUGCAAUAAAGUGAUUCAUGCCUUGCUAAAUCCACAUAGCUUAAUCUAAACUAGUAUCUAUGCUCUUCAGAAAACUGGAAUUUCUAGCCCUUCCACUAUGUGAGCAUAAAAUAAGUCUGCAUCUCAGAAGAGGACACUUACCUGACCACGCUGGUACCCUGACCUCAGCCUCCAGAACUAGAUAAGUUAUAGAAGAGCUGCCAAGAUGGCAGAGUAGAAGGACCCUAAGUUCACCUCCUCUCACGAGCAGACCAAAAUCACAACAGUCUGCAGGACGACCAUCACUGAAAAAGACUAAAACCUUCCAGAAAAGAUCUUCUACAACUAAAGACAUAAAGAAGGAACCACAAGGAGACCAGUAGGAGGGGCAGACUGACAAUACAAUCAAAUCCAUACCCCCGAGGUGGGUGACCCACAAACUGGAGAAUUACAUUACAGAGGUUCUCUCAUAGGAGGGAGAGCUCUGAGCCCCACAUCAGGCUCCCCAGCCCAGGAGUCUGCCACUGGGAAAAGGAGCCUCCAGAGUAUCUGGAUUUGAAGGCCAGCAGGGCUUGAUUGCAGGAGCUCCAUAGGAUUGUGGGAAAUACAGACUUCACUCUUAAAGGGUGCACAUAAAUUCUCACGUGCACUGGGACCAAGGGCAAAAGCAAUAAUUCAAUAGGAGCCUGGGUUGGACCUGCCUGCUGGUCUUGGAGGGUCUCUUGGGGAGGUGGGGGGCAGCUGUGGCUCACCCUGGGGACAUAGACACUGGUGGCAGACAUAUCAGGGAGGAUUCAUCCGUGUGAGCUCUCCUGGAGGCUGUCGUUUUGGAACCAAGACCUGGCCCCACCCAACAACCUGUAGGCUUCAGUGUUGGGAUGCCUCAGGCCAAACAACCAUCAGGGCAGGAACACGGCCCCACCCGUCAGCAGACAGGCUGCCUAAAGUCUUCGUGAGCACAGCCACCUCUACACACGUCCUUAGACAUGGCUCUGCCCACCAUCUCUAGAAGACCAAGACCCAACACCAUCCACCAAGGGGCAGAUAGAGGCCCCUCCCACCAGGAAGCCUGCACAAGCCUCUAGACCAGCCCCACCCACCGGGGGACAAAGAGAAGCAAGAAAACUACAGUUCUGCGGCCUGCAGACAGAGUCGGCAAACGCAGGCCAGACCCUACCCUGGGACCAGCUGGCCCUUGGCCCUUGGGUGAUAAUAAGGGAGUGCACUGCUGGGACACAUAGGAUGUCCCCUACAGAGGGCCACUUCUCCAAGGUCGAGAAAUGUAACUAACCUACCACAUACAUAAAAAUACGAAUAGCAAUUUAGACAAAAUGAAGUGACAGCAGAAUAUGUUUCAGAUGAAGGAACAAGAUAAACCCUAGAAGAAGAACUAAGUGAUGUGGAGGUAGGUAAUCCACCUGAGAAAGAGUUAAGAGUAAUGAUCGUUAAGAUGAUCAAAUAACUCAGGAGAAGAAUGGAUGCACAGAGCGAGAAAUAAAAGUUUUUAACAAAGAAUUAGAAAAUAUAAAGAACAAAAAAACAAUUGGAGAAUACAAUAACUGAAAUGAAAAAUACACUGUAAUGAAUCAAUAGUAGACUAAAUGAAGCAUAUGAACUGAUCAGAGCUGGAAGACAGAGUAGUGGGAAUCACUGCCACUGAACAGAAUAAAGAAAAAAGAAUGAAAAGAAAUAAGGACAGUUUAAGAGACUGCUGGGACAACACCAAAUGCACUAAUAUUCACAUUGUAGGGGUCCCAGAAGGAGAAGAGAGAGAGAAAGAGCCUGAGAAAAUACUCGAAGAGAUAAGAGUUGAAAACUUCCCUAAUAUGGGAAAGGAAACACUCACCCAAGUCCAGAGAGUGCAGAGAGUCCCAUACUGGAUUAACCCACAUUAGAACACACCAAGACACAUUGUAAUCAAAAUGACAAAAAUUAAAGAGAGAAUAUUAAAAGCAACAAGGGAAAAGAAAUAACAUACAUGGGAAUUCUCAUAAGGUUAUCAUCUGAUUUUUCAGCAGAAACUCUACAGGCCAGAAGGGAGUGGCAUGAUAUACUUAAAGUGAUAAAAGAGAAAAACCUAUGACCAGAAUACUCUACCCAGAAAGGCUGUCGUUCACAUUUGAUGGAGAAGUCAAAAGCUCUACAGACAAGCAAAAGCUAAGAGAAUUCAGCACCACCAAACCAGCUUUACAACAAAUGCUAAAGGAAUUUGUCUAGGUGGGAAAAAAAAAAGGCCACAAUUGGACACAAGAAAAUUACAAAAAGGAAAAGCUCACUAGUAAAGGCAAACACAGUAAAGGUAGGAAGGAAAUCAUCCACACACAAAGCUAGCAGGGAGGUUAAAAGACAAAAGUAGUAAAAAUCACUUGUAUCCACAGUAAGCAAUUAAGGGAUACACAGAACAAUUAGAUGGAAAAUAUACCAAAAACAGUAAUCAUGAGGAGAUGGGAGUAUAAAUGCAGGGUAUCUAAAACGGAGUUGAAAUUAAGAGAUCAGCAACUUAAAACAAGUGCAUAUAUAUAUAGACUGCUAUAUAAGAACCUCAUGGUAAAAGCAAAACAAAAAUCUAUAAUAGAUAUACACACAAAAAAAGAAAAAGGAAUCCAAACAUAACGCUAAAGAUAGUCAUCAAAUCACAAGAGAAGAGAACAAAAGAAGAAAGGAGGAAGAAAACACCUAUAAAAACAAAUCCAAAAGGAGACAUCACAACCAACACCACAGAAAUACAAAGGAUCUUACGAGACUACUACAAGCAAAUAUAUGCCAAUAAAAUGGACAACCUAGAAGAAAUGGACAAAUUUGUAGAAAGGUACAGUCUCCCAAGACUGAACCAUGAAGAGACAGAAAAUAUGUUCAGACCAAUUACAAGUACUGAAGUUGAAUCAGUAAUUUAAAAGCUUGCAACAAGCAAAAGUCCAGGACCAGAUGGCUUCAUAGGUGAAUUCCACCAAACAUUUAGAGAAGAGUUAACACCUAUCCUUCUGAAACUAUUCCCAAAAAUUGCAGAGGAAAAAAAAAAUGCAGAGGAAAAAAUUGCCUCUUAUAGGAAAACAUAGGAAGAACACUCUUGGACAUAAAUCACAGCAAGAUCUUUUUUGACCCACCUACUAGAGUAAUGGAAAUAAAACCAAAAAUAAACAAAUGGGGCCUAAUGAAACUUAAAAGCUUUUGCACAGCAAAGGAAACCAUAAACAAGACGAAAAGACAACCCUCAGAAUAGGAGAAAAUAUUUGCAAAUUAAUCAAUGGACAAAGGAUUAAUCUCCAAAAUAUACAAAGAGCUCAUGCAGCUCAAUAUCAAAAAAACAAACAACCCAAUCAAAAAAUGGGCAGAAGAUCUAAAUAGACAUUUCUCCAAAGAAGACAUACAGAUGGAUAAGAGGCACAUGAAAAGAUGCUCAACAGCACUAAUUAUUACAGAAAUGUAAAUCAAAACUACAGUGAGGUAUCACCUCACACUGGUCAGAAUGGCCAUCAUUAAAAAAUCUACACGCAGUAAAUGCUGGAGAGGGUGUGGAGAAAAUGGGACACUCUUGCACUGUUGCUGGGAAUGCAAAUUGAUACAGCCACUAUGGAGAACAGUAUGGAAGUUCCUUUAAAAAAACAAAAUAUAGAAUUACCAUAUGACCCAGCAAUCCCACUACUGGGCAUAUACCCAGAGAAAACCAUAAUUCAAAAAUACACAGGCACCCCAAUGUUCAUUGCAGUACAAUUUACAAUAGCCAGGUCAUGGAAGCAACCUAAAUGUCCUUUGACAGACGAAUGGAUAAAGAAGAUGUGGUACAUAUAUACACUGGAAUAUUAGCCAUAAAGAGGAACAAAAUUGGGUCAUUUGUAGAGACGUGGAUGGACAUAGAGACUGUCAUGCAGAGUGAAGUAAGUCAGAAAGAGAAAAAUAUUCUAUAUUAAUGCCCAUUUGUGGAAUCUAGAAAAAUGGUACAGAUGAACUGGUUUGCAAGGCAGAAAUAGAGACACGGAUGUAGAGAACAAACGUAUGGACACCAAGGGGAGAAAGGGGGAGUGGGAUGAAUUGUGAGAUUGGGACUAAUAUAUAUACACUAAUAUGUAUAGAAUAGAUAACUAAUGAGAACCUGCCAUAUAGCACAGGGAACUCCACUUUGCUCUACAGAAGAAACUAACACAACAUUGUAAAACAACUAUACCCCAAUUAAAAAAAAAAAAAAACAGGAAUUUCAGGUUGUAUUUCCCCCUUUACUCAAGAAUUAUUUCAUACCAUGCUUCCUUUAAUAAAUAUUGAGGAGGGACUUCCCUGGUGGCGCAGUGGUUAAGAAUCCACCUGCCAAUGCAGGGGACACGGGUUUGAGCCCUGGUCUGGGAAGAUGCCACAUGCCACGCAGAAACUAAGCCCUUGUGCCACAACUACUGAGACUGCGCUCUGGAGCCCGCGAGCCACAACUACUGAGCCCGUGCACCACAACUAUUGAAGCCCGUGUGCCUAGAGCCCGUGCUGUGCAACAGGAGAAGCCACCACAAUGAGAAGCCCGUGCAUCGCAAUGAAGAGUAGCCUGCACUUGCCACAACUAGAGGAAGCCCGUGCACAGCAACAAAGACCCAACACAGACAUAAUUAAUUAAUUAAUUUUAAAAAAUUAAAAUAAAUAUUGAGGAAUUUUCUGAAUAAAUAAAUAAAUUCAAUGGUGUCUGUGAUAAGAGUGGGCAGUGGACCUAGUAUAUGGAAAUUGUGGGUAAUUAUCAGAACAUUUCAACUGUUUCCACUGGUACAUUUUCUCUUUAUAUUUCUCUUUACAUCUGCAAACUGCUGAUUCAUUCCUUUGCUAUUUUCAUGUUGGCAUAUUUCUCCCAUGCAUUCUUUGCAGGUAUUAUCUCCAAGAUGGUGCCUCAAUUGUGUCUUCAAAAGGCCAUUCCAUUGCACUGUCGGGGUGGCAGCUUCUAGUUGGUACAGUAUGCAAUAGGACAGUGGACUCUAUGGUUAUGCGUCCAUUGCCACAUCUCCUUUGAGCAUGCAUGAUCAGGGAUCGAACCCGUGCGCCCUGCAUUGGGAAGAUGGAGUCUGAACCACUGGACCAACGGGGAAAUUCCUGAUUUCUCUUUUAAUUCACAGGUGCUGUGAAUAUAAAUCCUCUGAGUGCAAGGCCAUGGCAGAGAAACGCUCCAUGGGCAACCGCAUUAACCUCCCCUACAGAGACCUGGCCUCCGAGGUGACCAAGCGCCGAAUCACCAUGACCAUGAGAGAAGAGAGAUUUACCAAGAAAAGUGAUGAAGCCGGGGAGAUACCCUCAGAUAUGGAUUUGGGACAAGCUCGUCCUCCUAGUGCAGCUGGCUCCGAAGUACCCCCAGCCCCACCUCCUUCUCCAACUGAAGACUCCAAAGUUUCCUUCUUAAGCACCUAAAACAUCAAUCAUUUUGAACUAGACUUUGACAGAAAACUCCAAAAAACAGUUUCCGUGAAGUCACUGGGGUUGGCUUUGAAGACUCUCUUGGAAAAUCUUUGUUCUUUCUUUCCUAGUUUUCUUCUCCUACAACCACUGUUGAGCAUUGUUUAUCCUUACUUAUGCACUUAGAGUAAUCUUUGGUUUCUCAAGCCAAGUCUCUGAUGUCUCUGUUUGGUCUUUAAUUUAUGCCACACGGU